Tyto alba (common barn owl) is the source of this 3335-nucleotide messenger RNA. It is a transcript of the gene TLR2, whose product is annotated as toll like receptor 2. Lineage: Eukaryota; Metazoa; Chordata; Aves; Strigiformes; Tytonidae. The transcript is spliced from 7 exons. Gene Ontology annotation, molecular function: protein binding; transmembrane signaling receptor activity; triacyl lipopeptide binding. Gene Ontology annotation, biological process: immune response; inflammatory response; toll-like receptor signaling pathway. The record is from RefSeq and is a predicted model, not a curated record. Gene Ontology annotation, cellular component: membrane. Bases 667 to 3084 code for a protein of 805 amino acids.
CUGAGACAAACCUGCCCCCGUACGCAGCCACCGGCAGAAAGCUUAGGUGCAAACCUCGUGGUGGGUUCAGCCUUGGAGGAAUAUCACCUGAAUUGAUACAAGGGAUACCAUGACCUGGCAGGAACUGCUGGGUUGAAGCAAAACCUGGAGAAAGAAAAGAAAAAUACUGCGCAUCAUCAGCUGUUGAUUAAACACAGCGCUCAGGGAGAGCGUGGUUGACUGCGGUGGAGCUCGCUGCAGGCGUCUCCAGACCCUCCUCAACAUCUGUGCCUUACAUACCAUGUCCAGGGGAUGGAUCCUCAGCAGCAGCAAGCUGGGAGCCUGUUUGCCCAGGUGAUGAGAGUUUGAAGACGAAUACCCGAAGCCCUGCAAGUCAGAUUAAAGCAUAGGCACCAGCAGUGCAUGCCAAGGCUCCGCUUCCAGGAUCAUGAAAGGAUGCCAAGCCAUUCUGCUUUCAAUUACACGAGUAUUAUACCUCCUGCUCCAAAGGCUGCAAGUGUAGAUUCGACGGCUUUUCUUCGCCAGCCAUUUCUAGGGGGGGGUUAGGAGAAGAGUGCCCCGGGCUCAGCCUGGCUGGCACCGCUGUGGCCAAGCUGACGUGCUGAUGCAUCCUGGUUACCAGGGGUAUGAGAUGACUACUUGGGUCCCAGAGUACAUGAUCAGCACAUGGGGAGACUGAAACACAGCAUGCAGUACACAAGCAAAAUGUUCAGCCAAACAAAAUACAAAUCAAGAACUACACACACCUGGCAAGUGUGGGCCGUCUACAUGGUCUUAGCUGCAAACCUCUCUGAAGAGCAAGCACUGAAGCAGGCUUGUCCUUCAUGCGAUGACACUCAGAUUUGCAACUGCUCCUCCAUGGGCUUGGACUUCAUUCCCCCAGGACUCACAGACAAAAUCACAACGUUAAACGUGGCCCACAACAGGAUAAAACACAUCCGAUCCCAGGAUCUGCAGCAGGCUGUGAACCUGAGAGCCCUGCUGCUGCAGUCCAACGAAAUCAGCUUGAUAGACGAGGACUCAUUUUGCUCCCUUGGGAAACUGGAGCUCUUGGACUUAUCAAAUAACAGCUUGGCUCGCUUGUCCCCUGCGUGGUUUGAGCACCUUUUUUCACUCCAGCACCUCCACCUUCAAGGGAACUCCUACAGAGACCUGGGGGAAAGCCCUCCCUUUUCUAGCCUGAGGAACCUCAGCUCUCUCCACCUGGGCAACCCGUGGUUCUCCACGAUAAGGCAAGGGAACUUUGAGGGCAUUGAGCUUCUCGAGAAGUUGUGGAUCGAUGGGAGCAGACUCAGCCAGUAUGAGCCGGGAAGUUUGAAAUCAAUUAAGAAGAUAAAUCACAUGAUCGUAAACAUAAAAAGUAUUAAUGUGUUCUCAGCAAUUGUCAGGGACCUUCUGCACUCUGUCACUUGGUUGGAAGUGAGAGAAAUGGCAUUCAGGAUACCUGCUGAAAUGCAGCUACUGCGAGUCAUGUCGUCUUCUUUUGCUAAGAAAAUUUCUUUUAAACAGACCUUAUUAACAGAUGCUACUGUGCCUGAGACUGUAAGUAUUUUAGGAGACAUGCCGAAAUUAGUGGAGUUGGAGAUGAUAGACUGUGAACUCUUGGGAACUGGACAAUGGGAAACACAAGUUAAAGCAAACCAGUCACAGACUCUUAGAGUUCUGACAAUAGAGAAAUUAUCUAUAGACAAAUUUUAUUUGUUUACAGAUCUUCAUGCUGUAGUUGGUCUACUAUCUGUUCUUACCAGAGUCACAGUUGAAAACACCAAGGUCUUUUUGGUACCAUGCAGCAUUUCACAACAUCUUCUGUCACUUGAGUAUCUUGACCUUAGCGCGAAUUUGCUCGGAGACCAGAGUUUGGAGCAUUCAGCCUGCGUGGGUAGUUGGCCCGCACUCCAAACUCUAAAUUUAAGCCAGAAUUCACUGAGCGACUUAGAAAUGACAGGUAAAAGUUUGUCUCAUCUAAGAAACCUAAUUGUCUUAGACAUUAGCCAGAAUAUCUUUGGCGAUAUUCCAGAUGUCUGUGAAUGGCCUAAAACUCUGAAAUAUUUAAACCUCUCCAGCACUCAGAUUCCCAAACUAACAACUUGCAUUCCCCGGACGCUGGAAGUUUUGGACGUUAGCGCUAACAACCUGAAGGAGUUUGGACUGCAACUCCCCUCUCUCAAGGAGCUGUACCUCGCAAAAAACCGGUUGAGGACCUUGCCCGGUGCCGCACCCAUUCCUAACUUAGUGUCCCUGUCCGUCCGACGGAACAAGCUCAACAGUUUCUCCAGGGAAGAGUUUGAGUCCUUCAAGAAGAUGGAGCUGCUGGAUGCCAGCGACAACAACUUCAUCUGCUCCUGUGAAUUCCUGUCCUUCAUCCGGCACCAGGCCGGGAUGGCCCAGGUGCUGGUGGGGUGGCCAGACAAGUACGUCUGUGACUCUCCGCUGGCAGUGAGAGGGGCACAGGUUGGAGCCGUGCAGCUCUCCCUGAUGGAGUGCCACAGGUCCCUCAUGGUGUCCUUGCUGUGCGCCCUGGUGUUCCUGGUCAUGCUCAUUCUGGUGGCCGUUGGCUACAAGUACCACGUGGUCUGGUACCUGAGAAUGACGUGGGCAUGGCUCCAAGCCAAGCGGAAGCCCAAGCGAGCCCCCCCGAAGGACGUCUGCUAUGACGCUUUUGUCUCCUACAGCGAGCACGACUCUGACUGGGUGGAAAACACAAUGGUGCGGGAGCUGGAGCAGGCCUGCCCCCCCUUUCGGCUCUGCCUCCAUAAGCGGGACUUUGUGCCCGGGAAGUGGAUCGUGGACAACAUCAUCGACUCCAUAGAGAAGAGCCGCAAGACGCUCUUUGUGCUGUCCGAGCACUUUGUGCAGAGCGAGUGGUGCAAAUACGAGCUGGACUUCUCGCACUUCCGCCUCUUCGACGAGAACAACGAUGCAGCGAUUCUCGUCCUCCUGGAGCCCAUCCAGAGCAAAGCGAUUCCCAAGAGGUUCUGCAAGCUGCGGAGGAUCAUGAACACAAAGACCUACCUGGAGUGGCCGCUUGAAGAAGAGCAGCAGCAGAUGUUUUGGUUUAAUUUGAAAAUAGCGCUAAAAUCCUAAAUGGGGACAUUAAAGAAUUAAUAUGUAGCAAAUGUACUCUGGAUUUGUUUCCCGUGCCUGUUCAUCUGUCACCUGUCUGUAUCUUGAGGUAGAGAGCUGAUCUUCUGUAAAUUCUAUUACUUGCUGUGGGAUUAUUUUCCUUCUGUAGCCGUGGUCAGGAAUUGUUGUGCUUGUUCAGGCUGAAAUAGAGUUUAUUUUUGUCAUAGUUAUUCCUAUGGUGCUGUGGUUUGGAUUUGUGACCAAAACAGAGU